GCACCGAUUUGGUGUUGCAACCGAGAAAGCUGCCUCUCGACAGUUCCUGCUGAAUCUAUUAGUCAUCUGCAAAGCUAUGAAUGAUCUUGACGAUCAUGUUGUGACGACCGCCGUCACACAUGUUCGUAUCUCUACCUCGACUCAAGCCGGUGUUGACCCAAUAUCUCGUCUUCAUUGAUGCCACUGGCACGAUCUCGUUUUAGGAGCAAAUCUCGCUCUCCCGCUCCCAAUGUAUCUUCCUCGCCUGCAUUCACGAUCUCAGCAUCUCGCACUCCAGCGUUUCUGCCUCCUUCGCACUAUGCUGCAGCUGCCGGUUUACAGUAUCCAUCACCCAGACCACCCGGUCCCGUGUCGAGCACUCCGGAGCGAGCAGGGUCAUCUUUACUACAGACGAUAUCUCCAUGUGUACUCACGUCUCCUGCACCGCCAAGCCGUACGGAAUUUCCUGCUUCUGAAGGCAACCAAUCUGCGCCGGUGGCACCUGGCUCUCACCUGAACCGCAUGAGCCGUCUGAUUUCUCGGAGCCCGGGUAGACCGAUGUCGCGCUCUUUUGGCCGUUCAACACCGAAAUCUGGUCAGCGAGAACAGGAAAAAGGCCAGAAUACUGAUAUGCCAAGUCCUCUGGUCGACAUUCCACUGGUGGAGAUGCAACUCAUUCCGACGUUGAGGGACACAGUCGAUAGAAUGACCCAUCCACCGCCGCCUUCAAACCGGUUCGAAGAGGGCUUAGACGAUUUGCAUGGUUCACGGUCAACCAUGGCUUCCAGGACUCCGGUGGACUCCUUUGGUGCAUUCGAUCCUAGCCAUGAAAUAGAUUCCUACAGGAUGCGUCAAACGGUAGAGGAUUAUAGGUCUCCCUCACAGGCAUCAAGGCCUCGCACUCAGGCCUCAUCCGUCGUUACUGCCAUUGCUGGUCCAUUGAGAACAGAACGGGCGCAAUAUCCUCGCGAGAGUCGUCGUACUCACAGCCCUCCCAAAACUUCUUCUGCUCUCUCAGCUACUCCUUUCAAGCGUUCUCUUUUGCCUACGGUAGUCGAGUCAUCGGACAAUGCCGCACGAUCGCCCGGACAGUCUCUGAGGAAAGCGAGACCAUGGAAUAGCCCGUCAAAUCCUAUCAAUGUUCCAGAUAGCCACGACUCGCCUGCUUUAAAUCAGACCCGAGGUCGAGGUCGUAGUGGACCUCAAAAUCUAGUCGAAAGUGAAGCUCGAACAGCGCCAUCUACACAGUCCAAAAGUCUACUACCGCGUCCAAAUGGUGAAUCAAUUGCUAAACCUAAUUUAGUCGCGCCUUUGCUAUCGUCCGGGACCCCGCGGUCCAAAAUCCCCCAUGGUACGCCUAAGUUAGUCGUUGCAACACAGUCCCCGUUGAGGGCACGCUCCAACAUUCCUCGGCCAAGCCACACGUCUGCUUCAGCUAGUGAUAGUACCUCUGACAUAGAGAAGACAAUAUCGUAUGUUCCACGACCGUCCGUGCCACACCGUUCGCAAGGCCUGCAUGAAAUUUUUGACAAUGAGAACGACGAUCGAGGCCGCCGGCGCAUGCAUCAACCGUACGGAACGGGAUCAAGAGGCCGUGCUGCGUCCACUGCACUCCGGGAUCUGGGGCGCCAGUCAGUCGCAAUGCAACUACGCGACCGUUACAACAGGACUCAGGCGGCGACACAGCAGAUGCCUGUAGGUCUGGGUUUUCACUUACAUCCGAACGAGGAAGAAAAUCCGUACGGCACAGAGACCGACGAAAGCGACGAACAUAGUGUCUACGACGAGCCUGACGAUCAGGAAUCUCGAGGCUCUGACUCAGCAAUAGACAGUCCUGCGGAAGAGGAAGCGCUUGCAGAUCAAUACAAAACAGUUCCAUCUGCAUUCGACACAAUACGUGGGAGCUUCUCAGAACACCGCGAAGAGACGGAGAAAACUAGGCAGCGAGAAGCAUUGAUGGGCAUCGUUCAUAACCUCCAUGUUGAUUAUGAAUCGUAUCCAGCGAACGGCAGGAGGAGCGUACUCAGCCAGAGCGAUAGCGGUGCUUACCACGAGCAGGGUAUCGCCAUCACUGUCUCGCAAGAACUGCAUCCUGACGGUGUCGACGAUGCUGGUCAUAGCUUACUUCCAAUUGUUGAGGAGCGAUAUUCCCGAACGUCAAGUAGGUACGACGACGAGUCUGUCUACUCGGCUGAAGGCGACGAAGAGAGCUUGAACGAGGUCGAAGGUGAAUGUAGCAGUCAACAAGCGUCCACAAACUUAUGGGCUCGAGAAUCUCUAGCCGGACCUCUCCCGUCCUCUUCUGGUCGCAACCGUGGAGAUCGUUCUUCCAUACGUCAUGAGGAGGCUACGGAGGCGUCUGUCAAGAGAAUUUCUCGCGUUGCUUCUCCUCUUCCUGCACCUGUAGUAUCAUCAGAGCGACAGAGGCGAAGGUCACAGCCCUUCGAUCACAAUAUAGAGGUUCCAUAUACUGCCUCCAGCGAUGCUAGGAGACGAACGCAGACAGACAUGCGACAGACACCGAAGCUCAGUCCACGUACAGAGUCCUCACCAAGAAGGACCUCGAAGCGUUACAUCGAACCUGAUAGGACUCCACAGGUGGCUGCGGGAAAAUUCAGUCAUCAGAGCGAUGAUUCCUCAGAUCUGUCCGUGCUGGAUUCAUAUGCGGGUCAGAAUGCAGCGGAUCGGGAGAGAGAAGGAUUCGGGAUCCCUCGUUCCCUCUCAUACGGCGCUGGAAGCUCAGAGGAGGCCGAGGAGACUACAGACAGUCGGGGUUCCGUAUCAAGAAGUGCCAGCGACGACUCGAUGGCAGGUAGUCGUCCACGCAUGAGCAGAUAUUUCUCUGGCACUAGUGAAAUUUGGCAAGAGCAAAAUGGUAGGGACGCAUUGAGUCAAGGUGCCCAUACGCUAUUCGAGGUCCUCGCCGAUGGCAGUGCUGGGUCCUCCGUCCAGCCUGGUGCGCACAGCAGCAGGAUCAGACAGUGUGAAGAUUAUGACACUAUCCGCCGUCGCCAGUCGCGCUCAGAACCUCAACAGGCUCAUUCUAGUCGUGUAGAACGGGAGCCCUCACCAAGAGCUAAAGCAGAGCCGAGUAUAAAGGCAUCUUGGCGAUCUAUGCUUAAUCUGUCGACUUUCAAUGCGCUCCUGUCGCGCUAUGGGCCGAUGGAGGUGCAGCGGCAAGAGGUGAUAUACAAGCUCUUCAUUGAAGAGAAAGCAUUCGUCAAGCAUUCGCGCGCUGUUGUCGCAUCGUUCAUCCUGCCUUUACGAUCCCACGACACCAAGUCCUGGCUUCCUGGUGUCCCAGCAGAUAUCUCCAGGCUAUUUGACUGGUACGAGGAUAUCGUCAACCUGCAUGCCGGCGUCGCGCGGGUACUGAAGUCGGCGACGAGGCCUUGGCAGACGGGCGGGGUCGUCGACGCAUUUGCUGCACAUUUGCUUGCCAUCGCGCCCAAAUUGGAAGUGUAUCAGCCAUACAUCGCUAGGAUAGACGAGGUGAAGGAGUUGUUGGCGACGCGAAUUGACGAUCCGCAGGAUGAGUUCGGGGAGUACGUUCGGAUGAGGCAGCAGGAAGAAGCGUGGUCCGGACAUACCUUGGAGGACCUGCUCCAGGAGCCCGUGAAUAGACUGGGGACAUAUCCCGAGACCUUCGAGCGGCUCCUAGACGUCACGCCAAAGCACCAUGUCGACCACCUCCCGACAGUCUUCUUGCUCUCCUCCAUCAGAACAAUGAUCGAGGUCUUAGAGGAAGUCCGAAUCCGGGAAGAGGAAUACGACUUCGUGAAAGACAUCUUUUCGCGGAUAGUGGGCAUCCCUCAAUCUGCUCGCCUGGCAAAACGGGAGCGGCGGCUCCUCCACCAUGGCGUUCUGCAUCGCAUUCCCUCCAACGAAAAGCCGCAUGCAUACAGGGAGCCCAGUCCGCCGGUGACUCCUACCCUGCAGAUCAACGGCAAGCCUAUUGAUGGAGGGAGGCGGAAGCCAGGACGGCCGCGAGAUGACCCGCAGCGCAUGUCGCGGCUGGCGUCGGCGAUUCACGACUGGCACGUCCGGCGGGCGCGGCCUGGGUCGAUCAGCUCGUCCGCGUCGUCGUCGCUGUCAUUGUGGUCGCGUAGUACGGCGGAGUCGUCGAAGGCGACGCCACUGACACCGGCGUCUGAUGCGUUUGGAAGGCCGCGCGAGGAUGUAGUGCCGUUGCAGGCGUUGGUGUUUGACGACUUGGUCGUGUUUAUGACUCCGGCACAUGCAGGAACGGGCGGUGCGGUGCAGGAUGGUGAGUGUGAGGAUCAAUGGGCGUUGCUGGAGGAAGUGGGGUUAGCGAGGGUCCUAUACGUCACGGAGCGGGAGGAGGAUGCCAACAGCUGCAACGUGAUCCUCGAUCUCCUACCGCUAAACUCAGACCAGGCGGGAACUGGCAGCGUCCCGCAAGCAGUCCCCGUCGUCGAGCUCACCGUGAGCAUCCCCACCGUACACGAAGACCCGGAAUCUUUCCAAUAUUGGCUCGCGGCGCUCCAUCAGAGUCAAGAGCACACCACGCACGCGCUUUCGUUCGCCGGCUUUUCUUACGCUUCCUCGUCUGGCGGAAGCUCUGGCUUAGAUAUCAACAGCGACCUGCACCAGGACACCUUCCAGGCGAUGAAGUCCAUCGUGAGCUGUGGGAUGCCGCUUCCGAAGAGCCCAUCGAUGCAGUUUCAGGAGAAACGGGAUGAGGUGGGCCAGGAGAGAGAGAGGGAGGAGAGGGCAUGGUGGAGUCUGAGGUUCCAGCAGGUGAUCAGGGAUGUGCAGCGGCAGCGGAGGGCAGGAAUGUCGUUUGCGAGAGCUUCAUAGCGGGGAGGCUUAGUAUCGGAUUGUACUGAACGGACGGUCAUUUCUUGAUUAUUUUCGUCUCAUCCGUUGUAGCGCUAACUAUACCAGAUGUGUUGUCAUACCUAUGUACUGUUGUCUUGGUUGCAUGUGGCAGGAACAAUAUCUAUGUCUUGUAAACCGCCA
Messenger RNA from Laetiporus sulphureus 93-53, 4962 nucleotides. RefSeq lists its product as uncharacterized. Gene Ontology annotation, biological process: positive regulation of Rho protein signal transduction. The transcript is spliced from 5 exons. NCBI's taxonomy places the organism in Eukaryota, Fungi, Basidiomycota, Agaricomycetes, Polyporales, Laetiporaceae. The record is from RefSeq and is a predicted model, not a curated record. The coding region runs from base 178 to 4800 and encodes 1540 amino acids. Gene Ontology annotation, molecular function: guanyl-nucleotide exchange factor activity.